AUGCCGAGUUUAUUUGAAGCGGAUGAAGCGGAUAAGAGGAUGAGCGAAGUGUGGCAGGAUAGCGAUGAAAGCAAAUAUAAAGGCAAUAUUCCUUCUAUGCUAUCAUCAGCUACAAGCAUCAUAAGUCCACGACGUAUAGGAACAAAAACCCUUCAUUCAAUACUUUUCGCAGAAGCUUUCAGUUGCGGAAAAGUUAAGUCUCAACUGCCAUCAUUUCUCUUCCUUCGGACUUGCAUGCGGCGCCUAGCAGACACUUCUCUGGCAGCGAAAGAUCUAAUCUCAAGUUCACGCUUCAAACUCUGUCUUUGA
This is a messenger RNA of Cylicocyclus nassatus, 309 nucleotides long. The record is from the annotation of a GenBank genome assembly. Lineage: Eukaryota; Metazoa; Nematoda; Chromadorea; Rhabditida; Strongylidae.